Messenger RNA from Penicillium pulvis, 387 nucleotides. RefSeq lists its product as uncharacterized. NCBI's taxonomy places the organism in Eukaryota, Fungi, Ascomycota, Eurotiomycetes, Eurotiales, Aspergillaceae. The coding region runs from base 1 to 387 and encodes 128 amino acids. The record is from RefSeq and is a predicted model, not a curated record. The transcript has a single exon.
AUGUACCAAGCUAGCGACCAGAGCCUAUACACCACCUCAACAUCUGCAUCAGCAACGUCUACAUCCUCAUCGUCUACAGCUUCAUCCGCCACGUCUUCGGCAGCUUCGUCAAAUACACUUUCCGGUGGAGCAAAGGCAGGCAUUGCGAUUGGGUCAGUCGUUGGGGCACUGUUACUGCUUGGUGUCGGUUUAUUCUUUUGGCGCAGCUACAGAAAAAAGCGGCGGCUAGAGGAAGGCGGUACUCAAGGUGCCAUGCAAGCACAUGAGCUGGAUUACAAUAUGGCAAUGAGGCCGGUGCCAAUACCGAUCGAGUUGGAGAACAGAAAUGCGGGGUCGCAGCUUGGAGGGAAACCUGUACUGAAUACUAGGACACCUGAGCUGGAGUGA